Molecule: messenger RNA, 2454 nt
Organism: Manduca sexta (tobacco hornworm)
Lineage: Eukaryota; Metazoa; Arthropoda; Insecta; Lepidoptera; Sphingidae
Gene: Elp2
Product: probable elongator complex protein 2
Exons: 12
Coding region: 110-2416 (768 amino acids)
Biological process (GO): tRNA wobble uridine modification
Cellular component (GO): elongator holoenzyme complex
Molecular function (GO): protein binding
Source: RefSeq, a predicted model, not a curated record
GUUUGACGUCUACCGUAUGAUUGACAUAACCUCAAAAAUAGUCAAUAACAUUGCUGCAAAAACUGAAAAAUAAAUGUUUUACGCCACUGAUACAUAAAUAUAAAUAAAAAUGAAAAUUAUAGUUGAGCAAGAAUAUACGUCUGUUGCAUGCAACCGCACGCCGGAGAUAGCCGACUGGAACAACGAAGGAAUUAUUUGUUUUGGUGCCAAAAAUGCUGUUGUUAUUUAUGACACGAAUUACAAAUCCAAAGAUCCCCUUACGGUCCUGAGCCAUCAUAAAUCUCAAGUGAACUCGGUGAAAUGGCUCCACAACUCAUGCACAGAGCUGGUGUCCUGUUCAGCAGACAAGACUGCGGCCAUAUGGACCCUUGAUGAUGGGUGGAAGGUCACCAGCACCCUCACAGGCCAUGGAGAUGGUGUAACAUGUGUCCACGGGAUUUUCGAUGGAGAGGAUCUGAUUGUAUUCACUGCUUCUAUUGAUUCUAGUGUUCGUGUGUGGGAGAGGAAAGGGGGUACGGUGUCCCUGAAACAAUCAAUCUGCCUGCAGUCCGGCCUGUGUCUAACCCUCCAUGCACACAUGCUGUCAGGCAAACCAGUCUUGUUCUGUGCCCUGGAUGACCACAAGAUACAUGUGUUUGCUGGGGAGGAGUAUCACAGGGUCCAUACAUUGGUUGGACAUGAGGAUUGGGUCCGAGGAAUGGAUGUGUUAGAUGUUGAAGACAACACAAUAUUACUAGCAUCGGCAUCACAAGACACGUACAUCCGUCUAUGGCGCAUACAAGAACACGUAGACCAGCCCACUACAGGAAUCAAGGUAGAAGAGAAGGUAUUUCAUGCUCACGGCAAGCCUUGGUCAGUGAAGCUCGAGGCGGUGUUGUCGGGACAUGAGGGAUGGGUGUAUGGAGUGCAGUGGCAUCCGUACAGCUAUGAGAAUGGCGUCAAAAAGCCAGUAUACCGUCUUCUAUCAUCGUCCCUGGACAAAACGCUCAUUAUCUGGGAGCCGGAGUCUUCUCCAGCCGGCGGCGAGGGAGAAGGGGUGUGGACGGAGAAGGUGCGCGUCGGUGAGGUGGGGGGCAACGGGCUCGGCUUCUACGGCAGCAGGUUCGGCCCUGGAGGAACGCAGUUCAUGGGUCACGGGUAUAAUGGAUCGUUCCAUAUAUGGAACUUUCGUAAGGAGACAGGUCAAUGGGAGCCGGCGGUGGUGGCGGGCGGCCACUACAGUGCGGUGGAGGACGUGGCGUGGGAGCCACACCGUGGCCGGUACCUCGUCAGCGUGUCCGCCGACCAGACCAGUCGCCUGCACGCGCCGUGGGUCAAGCAGGACGGCUCAUCAGAAUGGCACGAGAUCGCGCGCCCACAAGUGCACGGGUACGACCUGGCGUCUCUGGCGCUCAUCACCAGCACCACGUAUGCGUCAGCCGCCGAGGAGAAGGUGAUCAGGGUGUUCACAGCGCCGCACAACCUCAUCACCAACUUCAAGAAUAUAGUCGGUGAUGAGCUGGUGAAAAGGUGGAGCGGUCCAGAAGGAGCGUCCGUGCCGUCUCUAGGGUUAUCCAACAAGGCUGUGUUCAGCGGUGAAGACAAACCAGACUCUAGUGAUGACAAUGACGGGUACUUCGUGCCAGUGGAUAUGACAGAGCCGCCGAAGGAGGAGACGCUGGUGCAGCACACGCUGUGGCCGGAGACACAGAAGCUGUACGGACACGGGUAUGAGGUGUUCGCACUCGCCGCCAGCCCCGACGGCGCGCUGCUCGCCUCCGCCUGCAAGGCCACCACUCUGGAACACGCCGCCGUUCUCAUAUGGGAGACAUCGACAUGGCAUCAGAUCCAGAAAUUAACUUCCCACACGUUAACAGUAACGCAAAUGGCGUUUUCACCCGACAGUAGUCGUUUACUGUCAGUGUCGCGCGACCGCAGAUGGUCGUUAUUCUGCAGGCGACAAGGUUCAAACUUGUUCGACAUGGUCGCCAGCACCGAUAAGACUAACGGAGUACAUUCCAGGAUCAUCUGGUGCUGCGCGUGGGCACAUGAUGGUAGCGUGUUUGCGACAGGAUCACGUGAUGGGAAACUAUGCGUGUGGACCAAAAAGGAGAUGAAAUCUCAAUCCUCCCUCGGCAUGUACGGGCUGUUGGGCGAGGCUCUGAGUCUGCCCAACACUUCCAUAACCGCCAUAGCGUUCGCACCGCUCAAGGUGUCCGGUGAGAGGAUAGUAAGCAUUGGGUUCGAGUCCGGGGUGAUCAGAAUAUACAGCUUUGGUGAUGCUUGGAGGCUUCUUCGGGAGUUGGAUAAUAGCGCGGCGCACCACCUGGCGGUGCGGCGCGUGUGCUUCCGUCCGCUGCGGGAGGGCGGCGACGUGCUGCUCGCCAGCUGCGGCGCAGACAACUUGUUGAGGAUACAUCGCGUCACUAUAUGUUAAUUUAUCAUAAAUAUUUUAAGUGUUGUGGUUUUGUUUUA